Lactuca virosa is the source of this 426-nucleotide messenger RNA. The record is from the annotation of a GenBank genome assembly. Lineage: Eukaryota; Viridiplantae; Streptophyta; Magnoliopsida; Asterales; Asteraceae.
AUGACAAGGUGUUGUUUCAUGUUAUUCGUAGCUCUAGUCGUAGCAGUUUGCACCACUACUGCUAGAGACGUUCCUAAAGAAAACGUUGGUCUUACAGACCAAAAAAACGUUUAUACUUUUGGAGGAACAGGUGGAUUCGGUGGCAUUGGAAACAAUGGUUUGCCAAUGGGUGGAAUGGGAACCGGAGUUGGAGUAGGUGGUGAUUUUGGUGGUGCCAAUGGAAUCGGAGGUGUCGGAGUUGGGUAUCAAUUUGGUGGACCAGGUGGCCCUGGCGGUGGUGUGGGAACUUUUGGUGGUCUUGGUAAUGGUUUUGGUGGUUUACCGACUCUUGGUGGUGGUGGAUUUGGUGGUGGUAAUCCUGUUGGUGGCGGUGUUGGUGGUGUUGUUCCUAUUAGUGGCGGUGGUAGUGGUGGUGUACUCCCUUGA